GGGCGGCGGCCGGGAGCUGCCGCAGCCACGGCCGGGCCGGGAGCGGGACAACGCGGGGUCGCCGCAGGCUCCGAGCCGGGGGGAUGCUGAGCCCCGCUCCCCCCCGCAUCCCUGCGCCCGGCCAUCCCCGGCGGCCGCUCCGCGCGGGGCUGCGGGGAGAGGGGCGCGGAGCCCCCCGGUGACGGCGCGGGGGAGGGGGAGCGGGGGGCUCACGUCGCUCCUCGGACGAUGCUCCGGCCACGACCCUUGACUCCCGUUUCCCGGCGUCGCCCCGGGGAGCGGCGGCUCGGCCCGGGCACAGCAUCCCGGGCAGGAUGAGCCCCCGGCGGGGGCCCGGCGUUGGGAGGACGGCGAGGGAAGCAGCAGCAGCCCCGGAGCGGCGUUUUGCCUCGGGCCGGCGGCUCCAGGCCGGGAUGCCGAGGUGCCGCUGAAGCCGUUCCCCGCGGGGCCGUGGGCGCUGCCCCGAGCACCCUCCCGGCGGCAGGAACGAGCCGCCCUCAGCUCUUCGCAGCCGGUGAAAGGUGGAGCCCGGCCCGACCCCAUCGGAGCAUCCUCCGCCGCUGCCCCCCCCCCUCCAUCCACCGGGGUCGUUGCCGUCGGUUGUCCCGGGGGCUCCGGGGCCGCUUGUCCCGGUUCUUUGCCGGGGUAACCAUGCCAUCCCCCAGCGAUUCCAGCCGCUCGCUCACCGGCCGCACGUCCCGCAGCCUCACCCACCUCCGCGUCCAGCGCAGCUGGCUGCAGAUCCUGCUGGUGCUGGGCUUAAUCCAAGUGGUCCUGGGGGUCUUGAUCGUCGCUUUCAGCUUGGUGGCGGCCACCAUCACUCCCUCCGCUAAGAUCCGACAUUCCUGCCCGUCCUGGGCCGGUUUCUCGCUGGCGCUGUCUGGGCUCGUUGGCAUCGUCUCCUGGAAGCGGCCGUUCACCCUGGUGAUCACCUUCUUCACGCUGCUGUCGGUGCUGGGCGUCAUGCUGAGCCUCGCUGGGUCCAUCCUGUCCUGCCAGAAUGCACAGCUGGUGAAGUCCCUGGAGGCCUGUGAGAGGGAGGGGGACUCGUGUGUCUGCUGCCAGGUCACCUCUGAGCCCCCCCCAGCCUCCUGCAGCCACCAGAGCGAGAUGUUGAUCAUGUUCCCCAACCCCAACUGCAGGAGCAUCCGUGUGGCACUUAAGGACCUUCUCUUCAGUGUCUGUGGUUUAACCAUCUUCUCCACCAUCAUCUGCACUCUCUCUGCUGUUGUGUGCUGCAUCCAGAUCUUCUCCCUCGACAUUGUCCAUGUGCUUGUCCCCCAGCGCUCGAGCUCAGUGACACUGGAGUGCACGUCCCCCCCUGACACCUUCCUGCAGAGCAUGAUGGACUUUGAGGAAUUCGUGCCCCCGGUGCCACCACCCCCCUACUACCCCCCUGAGUACACCUGCAGCUCUGAGACUGAUGCACAGAGCAUCACCUACAACGGCUCCAUGGACAGCCCCGUGCCUCUCUACCCCACCGACUUCCCCCCUUCCUACGAGACUGUGAUGGGGCUGAGGGGAGACAGCCAGGCCACCCUGUUUGACUCACAGCUGACAGAGGCCUCGCACGGCUGCGCCUGCGAGCGCGUCCCCUCCAUCGUGCUCAGCGGCGAGGUCUCCAUGGACAGUGGCUCUCUGAUCAUGUCUGAGAUCAUGGACAUCCCUGGGGACAGCAGCCCUUCGGAGGACUCGUGUCUCCUGGAGCUGCAGGGCUCCAUGCGCUCCGUGGAUUACGUCCUGUUCCGCUCCAUCCAGCGCAGCCGAGCCGACUACUGCCUGAGCGUGGACUGUGUGCAGUGCAGCCACCACCCCCGCAGCCCCACCCUCACCCUGCAGGGUCCCUUCGAGGACACCCCUCAACCCCGAGCUCGAGGGGAACGCUCUUACUCCUGUUCCACCGCAGAAGCCGACCCUGGAGGCGCUUGGCUUGGAGGAGCCGUCACUCACAGCUGUAAUCGCUUGGAGGGUUUAGCUCGGUGCUCUGGGCCGUGUUUCCCUGAGGUGAGGCUGAAGGACAAAGGUUCCUUGCAAGGGAGAGGGGUUGGGAGCUCUGCCAGGCUUGGCCAAGGGCAUCUCUGCCAACCCCGGCGGAACAGCGAGGUGUCGUGUGCGGCGUCGCCGGGGCUGAGCCAGCGCCCGCUCGUCAGGUCCCGCAGCGAGCCCGGUGUCCCCACGGCCCUCUGUGCUGCAGACUUCAGGGAAGUACUUGAUACCAAAGCACUGGAGGACACUGUGUCCAACUCCUCUGCAGACACAGGGCUGUGCUCCGAGUCCUGCCUGCUCCGCCGUCCGCACUGGGACUCGCCCCGGCUGCUCCGGGCCAGCUCAGCAGGGAAGAGCAAACCUUUGCCCUCUAAGAAAUUGCCUCAGCAGCAGCUGUCAAAGACAACCACUGGCUCCUUGGGAGACCUCAAAGGUUGCCGUGGCACCCGUGGGCUGGUGGCCAGGAUCCUGCAGAGACCCAAGCGCAGCGUGGAGGUGCCCGGGCACAGCUCGCAGGGGCACAAGCAGGUUCCCUGGAGCUCUUGGCAAAGAGGAGCAGAGAGGCCCCAGGAUGGCAUCCACCUGCAGAGCUGCGGGGACCUGAGCUCCAGCUCGUCCCUUCGGCGCCUCCUCUCUGCCCGACGGCUGGAGCGUGGCCGUCCCCGGAGCCUCAGCGGGACCUGCAAGGAGAGUGUCCUCUGAGCCUGCCCCACAGCACAGCACACCCCUGCCAGGACCUUCCCAGGGUGGAUAUGAGGCUCCUGCUCUGGGCUGGGACCCUCACACGUUGCUUUGGACGUUGCUGCUGCUGCCCCGGCGGGGCCGG
Colius striatus (speckled mousebird) is the source of this 2812-nucleotide messenger RNA. RefSeq names its product endosomal transmembrane epsin interactor 3 (gene ENTREP3). Gene Ontology annotation, cellular component: membrane. The record is from RefSeq and is a predicted model, not a curated record. Bases 652 to 2688 code for a protein of 678 amino acids. The transcript has 12 exons. Lineage: Eukaryota; Metazoa; Chordata; Aves; Coliiformes; Coliidae.